Messenger RNA from Penicillium antarcticum, 1080 nucleotides. Its product is annotated as guanine nucleotide-binding protein subunit alpha. The record is from RefSeq and is a predicted model, not a curated record. Lineage: Eukaryota; Fungi; Ascomycota; Eurotiomycetes; Eurotiales; Aspergillaceae. Gene Ontology annotation, molecular function: GTPase activity; GTP binding; G protein-coupled receptor binding. Gene Ontology annotation, biological process: G protein-coupled receptor signaling pathway. Gene Ontology annotation, cellular component: heterotrimeric G-protein complex. The coding region runs from base 1 to 1080 and encodes 359 amino acids. The transcript is spliced from 5 exons.
AUGGGCUGUUUAGUUUCGACACCGGCGGAAGCGGAUAAGGAGGCGGCGCAACGCAAUGCGCGCAUAGACCGGAACCUCAAGAAUGACAAGAAGACGCUGGACCGGACAAUCAAGAUUCUGCUAUUAGGCGCGGGAGAAUCUGGAAAAUCAACCAUUAUCAAGCAGAUGCGCAUCAUUCACAGUCGAGGCUUUCCCGAGGAAGAACGGCAUACGACUCGCGCUGUUAUUUACUCGAACCUCGUCAUCGCCUUCAAGGUCUUGUUGGAUAUUAUGAAUGCCGAGGGUAUCGAUUUCGAGAAUGAAGAAAAGACAAAGAAAUAUGCCGAGUUAUUAGACAAAACCGACCCAGAUGUAGGAUCAGAGGAGGCUUUCUCAGACCUGACGGUUCGGGAUGCCAUGAGGGCCAUGUGGAAGGAUACGGGCGUGCAGACGGCUGUUGCGCGAGGACACGAGUUUGCUCUCCAUGACAAUUUGUACUAUUUCUACGAUUCUCUCGAUCGCAUAUUUACCCCGGGUUGGCUUCCGGACAACCAGGAUAUGCUACAAGCUCGACUCCGGACGACCGGUAUCACAGAAACCCUCUUUGAACUUGGGCAAAUGAACUUCCGAAUGAUGGAUGUCGGAGGACAGCGAUCAGAGCGAAAGAAGUGGAUUCACUGCUUCGAGGGUGUUCAGUGUCUACUGUUCAUGGUCGCCUUGUCAGGAUACGACCAAUGUCUGGUAGAAGACCAGAACGCUAAUCAAAUGCACGAAGCCAUGAUGUUAUUCGAAUCAUUAGUCAAUGGGGAAUGGUUCAAGCGCAAGCCAAUCAUCCUCUUCCUCAACAAGAUCGAUUUGUUCAAGGGGAAGCUUGCCAUCUCUCCAAUCUCGAAGCACUUCCCAGACUACGCUGGCUCCGACACCGAUUAUGAUGCCGCUGCGCGGUACUUCGCGGACAGGUUCCGUGGCAUCAACCGCAUCCCAGACCGCGAGAUCUAUAUCCAUUAUACCAACGCAACGGACACCACAUUGCUCAAGGCGACUAUGGACUCGGUACAGGACAUGAUCAUCCAGAAGAAUCUGCAUACCUUAAUACUAUAA